This is a messenger RNA of Vicia faba (fava bean), 1239 nucleotides long. NCBI's taxonomy places the organism in Eukaryota, Viridiplantae, Streptophyta, Magnoliopsida, Fabales, Fabaceae. The record is from the annotation of a GenBank genome assembly.
AUGGCGGAUGAUAUUUUAAGCACUUUUUCAGACGAAGUUCUGUGUCUCAUUCUCUCUUUUCUCCAAACCAAACAAGUAGUUGCCACCAGCAUUCUCUCCAAAAGGUGGAAGCAUCUUUGGCGUUCAGUUCCCGUUUUGGACUUCACCAACACGAUAUUAACAGACCACAAGGAGAAUUUCUGCGUUACCGAUUUCAUCUACUACGUCUUGCUCUCCGUAACUCCCAUUAAGGGUUUCAAAAUCUCUCUUAUGUACGAUUAUACUCAAGAUAUCGAUCUUGGCAUUCCCAGUUUUUACAAAUGGAUCAACUUUUUGGUGCAACAAGGUGUUGAGCAUCUUGAUCUCUUUCUAAUGCUAAUGCCCGGUGUGCCUGAUUUGCCUAAUACCAUUCUUACAUGCGAAACCCUUGUUUCUCUUUCUCUUCGCUUUUUCUGUUUAAACUUUACUUUUCCUUCCGUUAAACUUCCCUCACUCAAAACCCUUUCCUUAGAACUUAUAUUUUCCCAAAAAGAUCAAAACUUUAUGUUGCUUUUAGCUGGAUGUCCCAUUCUUGAGGAGUUAUUCAUAUCUAAAAUAUGGGGUUUCCAUUCUGAGGAUUCUCUAAGCACUAACAAAUGGAAAAGCUUUACCUUAAAGACCUUGACCCGAGCAAGCGUUGAUUCCACUUACUUUCACUUUCCAUUCGAACCACUUCUUCAUGUUCACUCUCUUUCCAUUUCAACUGCUGAGAUGGUUUCCUAUAAUCAUGUCCUUCCUACCUUUAAUAAUUUGACCUCCCUGGACCUUAACUCGUUCAACUACCGUUGGCGUUUCUUGAUUGAAGUUCUCAAACACUGUCCCAAGCUUCAAACACUUAAACUUAAUGAGGCGGCAUCAAAUACUGAUAUAUGGGCCAAAAAUGAGGAAACAUGGACUAGAAAAGAUGACAAAGAAAAUUGGGUGGACCCUAAAUUUGUUCCGCAGUGUCUUUCAUUACACCUUAAAGCUUGUCAUCUUUUGAGUUUCUUAGGUUUACAAGGUGAGCUUUUGCUAGCAAAGUAUAUUUUGAAGAAUGCUGCAGUGUUACAAACCAUGAAAAUCUGGAACGGUGGACACCCUGGAAUAGAAGGACUAUUACGAUCAUGCUCAAGGGCUUCAUCAACGUGUAAACUAACCGUUUAUCGUGUUUCAUUUGAUGGUGCAAAUGAGCUCAAUUUGGCUUUGGAUGCUAGCGGAUCAUCUGGUGGUCGCAAUGAUUGA